This is a messenger RNA of Nymphalis io (European peacock), 10393 nucleotides long. Its product is annotated as pericentrin-like. The transcript is spliced from 35 exons. NCBI's taxonomy places the organism in Eukaryota, Metazoa, Arthropoda, Insecta, Lepidoptera, Nymphalidae. The coding region runs from base 111 to 8309 and encodes 2732 amino acids. The record is from RefSeq and is a predicted model, not a curated record.
UGUUGUUCUGUUGUGACUGUUGUAUUUUGUUUGAAAAAACGUCGUCUUGACGACAGGUAUACUAACUUUUAUGAAUUACAGUGUCGAUAUUAAUAUGAAUUUAUUAAAUUAUGGAUGAGAGUCAAAAAGAUUUGUCGCAGUCGUCAGAAAUCAAGAAUGUCCUUCCGGAUGUCGUUCAUUCACAGCAAAUCCCCACAUUAGACACUCUAGAAGACGACGAUGUAAACUUUGAAACGACGAGUGCGACGCAAGAAGACAAAAACACACAAGAUGCUGACGAUGUCAGUGGGACGGAGUCGAUAUCGGAACACAUCCCAUUUAAAGUGGAAUACUCAAUUACUGAGUCGGAACCUGGCCAGUCAGAAUCUCAUAACUUACUUCAUAUAGAAACGAAUAGUGCAAACAUAUCAAAACAUUCUUUAAACAUUCCGAUAUCAAACCAAGAGAAUGUAGCUAGCCCGAAUCAGCAAGAAAUCAGCCAACAAAGUUCUUGGAAUUUAGAUGUUAACCAAUCUGAUGUUCAUAUAAGUGAAGAAAGCCCAGUGAUACUUGCUCUCUCCUCUGAUACCUCUAAGGAUGCACAAAAAAGUAAAUCUCUAUUAUCAGAUAAACAUGACACACCUGUGGAAUCUCCAAGAAGUGAGUAUAUUGAUUCUCUAAAUGACAAUUCUAAUGACAAGGUAAGUGAAAGUAAAGAUGAUAAUAAUUCUGAAGAAAAAUGUAAUUUAUCCAUUGACAAUGAACCUCAAUCAUUAAGGCGAUGUAGCUCUGGAUCAGAAGAGAUAAUAAAGUUAGACAUAAGGGGGCAAGCUGCCCCAAGAUUCCCUUUACAAGCUGCUAAAAUAAUAUUUGGACCACCGCCUGAUGGUAGUACUGUUAUUGGCCCAAAUCUUGAGCCAUUGCCAUUAUUUCGCAAUUUAUUAUCUCCUUGUCUAGUCGUUGCGAGAGAUGGUGUUAAAGUUGAGGAAGUUUUCGAAGAUAAACCACCAUCACCCAAGAAGGAAGUUUUGGAAAUAUCCUUAACACCUUCAGCAAGCUCGGCAAGUGAUAAGAUAGAGCAGGAUGUUUUGGUUGAAGAAUUAACAGUUGAGGAUGAGAUGAAAGAACAAAUUAAAGAGGGUACGGGGAUGGUCCCACCUAAAUCUUUUGCUCCAGAUGACACAAUGUCCUUUAGUACACUGAGCACGGAUUACAAGACGAUUUGUGAAGAAUAUCACAUAAAGCUUGUGCACUUGGAAGAGGCUAUAACCCACCGCGACCAACUAAUCGAAGAACUAACGGUAUCGUUGCAGCGAUCACUUCGCGAGCGAGACGACCUCAAACACGACAAUGAGCACCUCACGAAUGAAGUACAAAACCUACAGCACAUCGCAGCCGAGCGAUCACACUCAGAUCACGACACUAUUAAAGCCCAGUUAUCUGACUUCAUGAAGUACCAGAACAUGUUGAAAGACGACAGCACGAAAUUUUACUCCGCUCUUAUGAGUGGGACGGCGUCUCUUCAAAGCUCCAACGGUGAAAAGGAUAUGGACAGGGAGGAGAUCACAGUCAACUAUUCGAAAUCCGAUUUACGAUCUUCGGGGUCUUCGGAAGAAUUCCAAAUGGGCUUCGAGAAUAAAUUGACGUCGCUGUUGAAUAAGUUCGAAGGUUAUAUAGAAGAGAAUUUGAGGAAUAAACUACGUGAGAGUUUGAUUCAAGUGCUUUGUGACGAAAUCGGUAAAAUGAGAGUUGAAUAUGAUACAGAUGUUAAAGAGGUGGAGACGCAAAUCAAACGAGACAAGCAAGCGUACACGAUAGAAACGAGAAAACUAAGGGAGCUGCUGACGUCCGUGAAAGCCGGUAACGUGGACAUUGACGAAUUGAGACAGGAACUUAAUAUUAAACACGAAAAGGAAAUGGAGAACCUUAGGACGUAUUUCGAAAAGAAGUGUUCAGAUAUGGAACGGAGCUACUCGGAGGAGGUGUGGCGCGACCGCGCGUGCGCUUCGUGUGCGUCGUGUGCGAGCUCGCCCGAGCCCGCGCCCCGCCCCGCGCCCCGCGCCGCGCCCGACCCCGCCGCCGGCGACGCGCAGACUUCAACACUCACAGACAACACAUUGAAACAGACGAACAAGAGGCUGGAACAGCAGCUAGAAGAUGUCAAAGCUGAACAUAUCACGUAUAUAAACGAACUGCAAGCGAGACAUAAGGAAACGAUCGCUUCACUCGAAGAACAGAUAACUGAAUUAAAAGCGCACAUACAGACGGCGGAAAAUACGGAGGGGAACGUUCCGCUGUACCCGCAGGACAUCGACCUUGAACUGGAGAAGGCGGCGGCGCGGCGCGACGAGCGCGUGCGGCGCGACGUGCUGCGCGACCUGCAGGAGCAGCUGCAGGUGUUGCUGUCGGACCCGGACGCGGAGCUGUCUAGUUGGCCGCUAGAGCUGGUGGCCCUGCGGGACCGCAUAUACGCAGAGAAGCCUCAGGAUAAUGAGUUGCCGAGUGUCCGCGACGAGCUGUCGCCCGGCGAGGCGGACAAACGGAGGCAGAGGCGAAACAACAGCUUUGAUCAGAAUAGACAACUGGAAGAGGUCACUAAAGAAAGGGACGGUCUGAAGCGCGUGGCCGUGACGCUGCAACGCGCCGUCACGCAACUGGUCGCGUACUGCGCCAGCGCAGAGGACGAGCUCAACAAGACUGUGCUGGCGCAUCUGCUGGGACAACUCGCUGUACAGGACCAAACAUUGGACUUAGACUCUCGCCCGUCAUCUCCGAACUUAACGGAUCUGAAUUCGAGUCUUGUCUCACGUACUAAGCACGUCCACUUCGCGCCGGAUUUGGACUCCAUUCUCGUGUCUCUGGACGAGGAGGGCGUCGUCGGUUUCCUGCAACAGCAGAGGGACCUCAGCGUGGACAUUAAGAGGGAACUGGAGCACUCGCUGAAGAGGUUGAGGGAUGAGGCACACGAGCUCCUCGAGCUGUCCGCUCGAUGCGCUACUGGCAGAGGUCGGCAAGAAUCAAACAUGCUGGAGUCGAGCUCGGUACAGAUCACGGAGCUCGUACAAGAGAUAGACAACAACACGAAAACAUGCGAAAACUGCGAGCUACAGAAAAAGGUCCUGCAGGAGGCGCUGUCGGAGGGCUGCGAGCGCGAGGCCGCGCUACGCGCCGAGCGGGACGGCGCCGCGCUGCGCCUGGCGCAGCUGCUGGCCGAGCGCGGGCCCUCCGACGUCAUCGCCGAGGGGUACGGCACGGGUGCCGGUACGCUGGCGGGCGGGUGCCGCUCGCUGGACGACGGCAGCUCGCCGCGCUCGCAGCUGGCGCGCCUGGCGCACGACCUGGACCUGGCGCUGCGCGACCGCGACGACCUGCAGCAGCAGCUGGAGGCGGCCAACCGGCAGCUGCGCGCCACGCGGCAGUUCGUGGAGGAGCAGGCGGGCGAGCGCGAGGCCGAGCGCGACGAGUUCGCGGCGCGGCUGCGCGCGCUGCGCGACGACAACCAGCGCCUCGCCGCGCGCCUGCUGGCCGGCGCGCGCGUGCUCGCCGAGGUGGAGCAGCUGGAGGCUCAAGCGCGCGACAUGAAUCAGAUGAUCACGGACCUGGAGACGCGAAAGGCGGAGGCCGACGAGAAAGUCAAAGCGACCGAAGAGAAGGUAUCCCUCCUCCGAGACAUCAUCGCCAACCUCGAGGGCCAGCUCGAGCAGAAGACGACGCGCGAGGCCGAGGUGGGCGAGCAGCUCGAGCGGAUGCGCCGCACCAUCGACGAGAGGGACCACAACGUGCGCACGCUGCUCCACGAGCUCGACUCGCUGCGCAGCGAGCGGCGCGACGGCUCGCCGCCCGCCUGCGCGCGCUGCGGCCGCGACCGCGAGCAGUACGCCGAGCUGCUCGCCGCCGUCGGCGAGCAGGCGCGCCUGCUGGAGGAGCGCCUGGCGCAGCGCGCGCGCCGCCUGGAGCGCGCGUACGAGCGGGCGGGCGCGGGGGCGGCGGGGGCGGCGGGGGACGCGGCGGGCGCGGACGGCGCGUCGGAGGACGUGUCGCUGAGCGAGCGGCGGGCGGCGGGCGCGGGCGGCGCGGACGGCGCGGGCGGGCUGCGCGGCGCGUGGGAGCGCCUGCAGGCCGUGGAGCGCGCCGAGGACGCGGCGCUCAAGCGCAUCGCCGACCUGGAGAUGCAGCGCGCCGCGCUGGCCGACGUGGCGCAGGAGGUGCGCGCGGAGCGGGACGUGCUGCAGUCGCGCAUGUCGGAGCAGGCGCUGCGCAUCUCGUCGCUGUCGGCGCGCCUGCAGCGGCAGCGCAACGACGCGGAGGCGCUGGCGCACACCGCCGCCAGCGACCUGUCCGUGCAGCUGCACGACGCGCACGCAGAGGUUCAACGAUUAAAGGAAGAAUUGGAAUCAAAGGACAAACAACUGAUGCGAUUGAAACAAAACUCUGUGGAGAGAGACAAGGGUGGCGAGAAGCAAUCGGUCUACGGAAAUUCAUGUAACCCGAAGGAUAAAGUGAUUAUACUAGAGCGGGAACUAUCAAAUGCUCAGUCCAAAAUUGCCCAGCUCGAAGGUGUUGUGGCAAGUCUGGAGAUGGACAAGGAAAAGCUGAAGUCCACAGUCAAAGAGUACGAAAGAGCACUGGCCGAAAAAGAGGAGCAGUUCAACGACAUUAUGGCGCUUAAACUUGAAGAUGAGCAGAACCAAAGGAGUGAAGUUAUAGAGGCUAAGACAUCAGCUCGCACGCUUAGCGACAUCGUCUCCAUAUCGGAGUUCGACGAGCAAGACUUACAGAUGCGGCGAGCGGAACUGAGAGCUCACAAUAUGAGUUUACAUGGAACUGAAUGCAAAGAUAAAACAAAUAUGAAUAAAACACUACCGCCCGAAGUUCAAAGACCUUAUAUGAGUUCGCUUAAUGCGGACUAUGUUGAUCAUUUUGAUGCGACAAAUUUCACACCACGCGCUGAUUCUCUCCCGAUACAUCUAACAUCGACGCAGAUUAAAGACGCCUACAAAAGAAAUGCCAAUGAGACAACCCUAUUCGGUAUGAUCGAAAAAUUGGGCGAAAAUGUGAAACACUCUACAGCCCAAAACAUACCGGACAAUUGCUCAAUGUAUCCAAACAGAGAUAUAAGUGACAGUAAAAACGUUAGCGUCGAACCGAAAAAGAUCAACUUUUCCUUAGAGACUUCUGAUAAUAAAGUUCACGAAGAUGAAUUCACAUCACUACGAGAGCUGGGCAUUACGUUGGAUCUCAAGCAAGAGAAUUUCCCUGAUAUAUUGACGCAAUUAAAACAUGAAAUUAAAAAAUCUAGACGUGAACUAGAAGCUUGCAAGUCUGAUUUAAAAAAUGCUGAAGAACAACUAUGCGAGUUUCCAGCCUUGAAGGAAGAAGUAGAGGAAUUAAAAGGUCUAUUAGAAAACACAAUGGCGACUAUGGAGAACGAUAAAAAAUUCUACGAAAACCAAUUAGAGAAUUUCUCUUCAAACAAAAAACUUCUUGAGCAAAGACUUGCGGAACUAACACAGGAAGUCGGCGAGAAAGCAAAUGAUCUGCAUUUACUUAAAGAGGACAUCUUGCGAAGAGAGAAUAUGAUUCUCGAACUCGCAAAAGAGAAAAGAAAUCUUACAAACAAAAUAACAGAUUUAGAAACAAGAAUAACCGAGCUUCAGACCACAAACGCUAACAUAGACAAAUACGAAUCUGAAAACAAGCAGUUACGGGAAAAAAUAAACGAGUUACAGAAACUGGAACAAUUAGUGUCCGAAAAGAAUCAACAGAUAGACAGUCUCAAUCAGCAUUUGGACCGAUUGGACGACUUGCAGAGACGCCUGAACGAUAAGAACGAAGAAAUGGAGAACUUAAAGGAAGCAUUGCAAGAGAAAUCCAAUGAACUAUUCCAAAUGCAAGACUCUGUCAAAAGUUUGAACAGUGACAUCGCUAAAGUGAUAGAAGAGAACGACCAACUUAGCUACGAUAAUAAGGACCUCAAAUUGAAAUUAAGCAAGCUCGAAAAAGAACAAGAGAACGCUUCGAUGAAAUUACAGAAUAGUGAGAGUGAGUUAGAAAGAGUGAACUCUUUAAACAACGACCUGACAUCAAGAAUAGAAGAACUAAAAUUACUGAAUGACAAGCUCAAAGACAAGGAAACCGAAAUAGAAAUCCUUCACGAGGAUAUCAAUUCGUAUCACAACGAAAUAGCCGCAUUGAAGGAGCAACUUAAGAUGGUGUCCCGGAGUCCCUCACCAGGGACCAAGAGCGAGGAGAAGAAAUCGCCGGACAGACAAGCGAGUAACGACAAGAAGCAGCUGGUAAAGAUUAAGAAACAGAUAACGUUACUGCAGCACGAACUAGACUUUCAUAAGAAGGAAUUAAAUGACAAGGCCUUCGAACUAGCAAAGGCGAAAUUGGACUUAACAGAGGUAAGGACGAACAUGAGUCAAGUCACGAAGCAGCUGUCGGACGAACACACGGAGAACACGGAACUGCAGCGUCGAACGCAUGCCUUGCAACAGCAGCUGGAACAGCUCACGGCGGAAAAGCAGCAACUCAGCCAGCAAUUGGAGGUGGUCAUAGCUAGAAUGCGCGAGGAAUCUAACGUAAGCGAAUUGAAAGAGAAACUGCGCGAGAAGGCGGAGCGGUGUCAGCAGCUCGAAGCGGAGCUCGGGAACAUGAGAGAUAUCUUCGAUAGGAGUCGUCGCGCGCGCUCCCCCACGGCCGAGCUGGAGCGCGCGCUGCGCGACCAGCUCGACUACUCGCGCGCGCUGGACGAGCGCCUCGUGGACCAGAUAUUAUCAGCGAGCAGCGAUGAACCGGAAGACAUACCCCGACUCGCUUUAAAUACCUCCAAUUGCUCAACGAGUUCGAUCCAGUCGUCAUCAUCGGAGCGCCUACACAGAUUGCGAAGUGAAAACGAGAAGCUGGAGAUGCAGGUCAACAACUUGCAGUGUCGCCUGCAAGACAAGGACGCGCUCAUCGCUGAACUCAACAGGGUGCGCGACAAGCUGUCGCAGGAGAGCCAGUCGGCGCAGCUGCGGCUGGAGGCCGAGCGGGACAACUCCGCGCGCCUCGCGCUGCUGCUCGACGCGCAGAAGGACACCGCCGACACGCUGCACAACCAGGAUUCGAGCAUGAUCGAGAUGCUUAAGCGACGAUUAGAGGGUGCGAUGAAAUCUGAGCUGGAGGUACAGGAGCGAGAGCAGGAACUGCUGCAACGUCUGCAUCGAUUAGAGCGCACUCAGCCGCAAGCGGAGUCCUCGGACCAGUUGAAACAGGACGAGGAGACGCUGUCGCGGCUGCGCGGCGAGGUGUCCCUGCUGCGCAGCCAGCUGUCGCUGGAGCGGCGCCGCAACGACGAGCUGCAGAGCGCCGCCGCCGCCGCGCGCGCGCAGGCGCAGCGCGACCGCGACGCACGCGCGCGCGCCGCCGCCGACGCGCACGCGCGCCUCGCCGACCUGCGCAGAUUAAAACACGAAACCGGCGUUGAGUUGGUGCGGACGAAGGAGGUGCUCCACUCGCAGAGCGCGACCAUCGCGCAGUUAGAGAAAAAACUGGCUUCGGUGAACAAACACCGCAGUACCAAUACGUUUACGGAAAUCGAAAACGAAAAGAGUGAAUUAGCGCGCGAGAUGGCAACGCUCCGUCGCUGUCUCACCGCGGAGAGCCCCGAGCUGCUGCAGCUGCGAGCGGAGAAGCAACGCCUGCAGGAGCAACUGGAGCAGCUCCGGGGCGAGCUGGAUGCCAGGAACAACCUCACCGGCGACGAGAAGGAACAGGCCAUCCGCUACCUGCACGGUCGGUGGAUUCGCCUGGAGAGCUGUCGCAAGGCGCUGGUGUGGCAGAAGCGUUACCUGCAGCGCGUGGUGGCGGGCUACGCCGAGAUGGAGCGCCGCCUGCGCCUGCCGGCCGCGCCCUCGCCGCACAGCCGCGGCCUGCGCCGGUUCAAGUGCGCGGUGUGGGCGCUGGUGGCGGCGCGGCGCAUGGCGUUCCUGGUGCGGCGCCGCGAGCACGCGCGCGCGCUGGCGGCCGGCGCGCUGCUGCGGGCGCCGCCCGACGCGCACAGGGGCACGCCGAGCCCGUGGACCCCGAGCCGCGAGUCCGCGGGCGGCAGUGCGGCGCGCCGCUCGCUGCUGCGCACGCGACCGCUGAAGACGUCGUGCUCGCCCGCAGUGCCCGAAUCGUUACAACGUUUGCAGUUCGGUGUUAACUUGCUGCAUGACGAGCAUCUCAUGUUGAGUUCCCCGCGUGGAGACCCCUCCUAUCAGCACAAGCUGGGCGCCGUCAGCCGCCGCCUCUCUUGCGCAGCGCGGGACACGACGCGGGACACGACGCGGGACACGCCCUGACCCCGCCCGCCGUCCCGCGCGCACGCCCCGCGGGACCCUCUCUGACUCGCCGAGUCGCGCGGACUUACACACUAAGCGAGAUGUGCAUGUGGUUGUAACGCGUGACGGUCUCCGCACUCUGCACUCCGCACUCUGGGUGCUUUGUAGGAUUCGUUCCACGAUCGGGACAAGCCGAGUAGAAGUAGGGAUACGUAACGCUGUGUUGCUUAUGAACAAGUGGUGCUGAAUUAAUGCACUUUCCGGAGUGCACUUUGCAAGCUUCUCUCAGCUCGUAAAUAUUUAAUUUAAAUUUAAUAUUGGAGUCGAGUCUUAAUAUAAAAGUAAUGCACAAAUAGCACUUAAAAACGUAUUUCGUCCGUGUAGUUUGUGAAGACUUCCAAACAACGCCUUUUUAAAAACAACUAAAUCACAACGGAGAUAUACAAAUUAUAUUUACUAGAUUAUAACUUAUGGUACACGUGACGCCUUCAGGUGCUCGUGGUGCUCGUGUGCGGGCAUUUAACUUCCCAACGCAUUUCCUCCCGUUGAACUAGGAUAGAAUAGUGCCAAAUUGAGAAUUAAUUAGUUUUAUGUAUUGUGUUACUUAAUUUAUUUAUUACUUUUAGACUCGGUAGGAUUGUACGUGUCGGGGACGCAAACUGUUGUUACCACUCCGCCUAUUGUCUGUUUUGUUUGUAGAGUGGGAUAUGAAAGUAUUGUCUAGAACCUCACGUCCAAUAAUGCCUUAGUAAAUAUACUGUUUUAUAAUCUGUAAGUUAUCUCAAAUAAAAAAAAAACUAUAUUUUUUUUUAGAUCUUCACAAAGGCAUAUUGAUAUAAAGCUUAUUUCAUGUAUUUAUCUAAUGUUAAUUUUUUUAGAAAUAUAACAGUUUCCAAAUAUUUUAAGGCAAUAGUGUGAUUUUUAAUCUGUUGGCUUAAUUGAGUAAAUUAAUCGAAAAGUUUUAUUUUAAUAUUCCUUCACAUCUGACAAAUAUACAAUAUUCUUUCAAAACUCUGUACUUGUAAAUACUUCGAAUAGAGCACAAAACCUUGCCAUAUUGUCUUAUUAAGUUGGUAUGUUUGUUUGUAAAUGUUUAUAUAUAUAUAUAUUGUAGGCACGACAGUACAAGCUAGGCUAAGAUAGUUUAAGACGAGACGAGACGGCGACCGAACAUUCUCGAACGUUCCACGACAUUCGGGGCCAUUCGAUUGCAAACUUAGGUUAUAUUGUAGGAGAGAUAAAUUAUUUACGGUUUUUUUUUAAAUAUAUUUUAAGCAUUUUAUUUUAUGUUUUACAAAUGGCUCCGAUUUUUUUAUAUGUUUUAAGCAGGACUAUUUUAGAAUUAUAUUUUGUAAAACGGUUGUUAUUAUUAACGAUUUUACAAUUAAUAUCAUGUGCAUAAUAUAUUUAAAGUUUAAUCAGGGUUCCUCGAGAAAUAAUAUCGUCGAUAUAAAAAAUAAAAUGCUCAUUAAUUCGUUAAUAGUAACAAACGUUGUAUUUUGCAACGUUAGACAAUACUUUGAAAGCCAAAGGUAACGAAAGUAUUAUUAACGCUGUGUUGCGAUUAAUUCCAUUUUAUUCGACAAUUCAUUUGUGUUGACUUUAGAAUUGAUUUGACAUAUUAGUUAACUCUUCCACCGCCCUACAUCAUCUACACUCAAUGCGACCAAAGAUUCGUAUAAGCUAGAUUUAAUUUAGUUCCAAAUUAUUUCUAAGUUAAUUUUAACUUAAUGCACAUCGUUAAACGUUCGAUAAUUUAGUCAAAGGGGUUUAAGUAACAAAUUUAUCAAUGGAAUGUUUAUAGUAGAACAAUAAUUACUUGUAAAUGACUGAUUUUUUUAAUCGCCUGUUUACUCUUAUCAGAAGAUCUUCAAGAAACUUCGGCCCUUAACGACUAAAAUAUCGGCCGAUUAAAAAUCGACGUGCGCUUUAUAUAAGUGAAACACACCGACCCAUCGAUCUACUGUAUUCACGAUAAAAUUUCAUCACAUUGUUUCUAGUCACGAACAUUGUAAACACUGGUGCCAUAUUGCUCUCUAUACGAAAUGAAAACAGACAAAAAGUUCUAAAGUUGAGAUGAUAAAUAAAAUAAUGAUUAUUUUCUA